Aureobasidium musti is the source of this 474-nucleotide messenger RNA. NCBI's taxonomy places the organism in Eukaryota, Fungi, Ascomycota, Dothideomycetes, Dothideales, Saccotheciaceae. The record is from the annotation of a GenBank genome assembly.
AUGGAUCUGCAGCAGCCAUCAGCAGUCAUGAUCGACCUGGGCAAAUUGCCCUCCACUGACGGCAAUGGUCAGGAGCCUGAUCACGGAACCCACAACAAGCUGAAAGACGCAGAAAUGCUGAAGCUCCUUGAAGAAAUGUUCAACAAGGACAAUGCCUUGGUGCAGAAGUGGGGUACCCAGUUCAUGUUCGUCGGCAGUCUCCCUCGCGGCUACACAUUCUGGGAGCACAUGACAACCAGCCAGAAGGUCCCUCCCAAGCCUUCCAAGCCAAUCAAGGAGACAUAUGGUCACCCUCACAUCCCCAGACUGCGCUCCGGCCCCGAGCUUUUCAGACAUGUUCUCGAAAUCAUGGAUGCCAACGAAUUCGCCAUUCGCAACCUGAUCUCGCAUGACCAGCCGAUCAACCCUACCAACAACGCUCGCAUCUCCAUCAUCACUGCCAACACUGCAGUCGUUUGCAACUGCCCUCGUUGA